AUGGAAAUCAAGUUUCUCAGCGUUUUCUACCUCUACUGCUGCUGUGUGCUGCUCAGCGUGGCUGUAACAUCAUCAACAACAAUAACAUCAGGUGCCAGAAUAAGCACAUCAGCUACUGAUGAUGGUCAAGUUGCCCCCGAGACCCGACAAGUCGGGUCAUUCAGCAACGGGUUGAGGAACCCGUCUGGUGGCGGACGACCUGCUGCCCCGUCCAUUUCCCCGUCUGCACCCAGCUUGGGCAGUGUCCUUGGCAGUCUUUGGUCCAGCAUCACAACAACGUCCAAAGACCCCAACUGCCCAGGCACUUGUUUCAACGCCCUGGCCUCGUUCCUGUGCGACGAAGUUGACCCAAGCCCGAGUGCGUGUGUGAAAAGCGACGAGCGUUGUUGCGUGGACAGGACCACGACGAAUGCCAGCAAACCCCUAGAUGUCGCUCCCGCAACAACAUCAUCAACGCCUGUUCCCACUACUCGUCGCCAGCAACAGGCCAACACUAGGAUCAUAACCCCAAUGACAACAACAACAGCAACAACAACAACAGAAGGUGUCACAUCAUCAUCCUCAGCAGCUGCGACACCAACUAGUGCAAAGGUGACCACAAAGAGACCAGUACCGAGUACUACCACCCGUCGCAGUAGUUCUGCAGUGACUACCAAGAGGCCUGCAACUACCAAGAAGCCAGUGGUGGUGACCACUACCAGCAAGAGACCUUCAACCAGUGCCACAACUGCAGUUGUUACUACAGCAGCAAGGACCACUUCCACAACCACAGAACCAUCCACAACAACAACAACAACAACAACCACAACAAGGAUACCCACAUCAGCAGCUUCAACAGCAGUCGCCUCGGGCACAGUAGCCCCUUUGCCAGAGAAGCAGCCAGAAGGCGUCCCUGCUGAUGCUGCUGGCGGCGUCAUCAUCACCAGGGGCGCCAUCACUAGCACCGGCAGUCUGACCGAGUGCCCUGGGGUGUGCGUGGCGCCGAGCAUUUCCGAGUACUGCGACGCAGUACUUACUCGCCCCGGACUGUGCAAGGGCUCUUUGCGUUGCUGCGUCACACGCGAAGUGUUUGAGGGGCAAGAUGCCCCCAAGGACUUGGUGCUGAAUGAGAGUCCAGCAGUCCAACAACAACAACAACAACAGGGGUCCCAGCAGAAGGUUCCCAGCCAACAGCAGCAGCAGAGUAAUUCAAAUCCUCAGCCCACAGAGUACCAUGGACCCAUUCCAGCUCACAAACGCUGCAAGGGGACAUGUGUUGGUUCCUUCUUCACAUUCCUGUGUGACAGGAUUGACACGGAUUCCAUUUGUCCAUCUGGUGGUCAGUGUUGUUUGACAAGGGAAGACAUUGUGAAGCAGGGCCCAGAGUCUGGACCACCAUCAUCACCGCAACAGAGUCCUGGUGGGCAGGGUAAAGUGAAGCCUGGCUGUCCUGGCAGGUCCCUGGGCUUUGUGUUGCUGUGCGGCAUGUCAGAGCAAGGAUGCUGCGCUUGGGUCAUGCCGCAUGGACACGACCCCACAGUAUUAUCAAAUCUUAAUGUGGGGUCGAGAGAGUGCGUGGCAAGACCCGAGUGUAGCAUCCUUGCUCGGGCUCCACAUACGCAAAGUUACGACGCGCCACCGGAACCAAGGUGCCUUUCUGUCCUGAUGUCCACCUUCUGCACGUCACCAUCGAGGCUGGUACCAGAGACCACCUGCGAGGAUGGAACCGUUUGCUGCGUGGAAAGACCAAACACUAGUUCUGGGGCGGCCAACGACCGCCGCCCUCCGCCGCCACAAAGAAAAAAGCCGCUGCCUGUGCAAAGAAGACCGCCUCCAGCGUCUUCCUCAUCAACAUCUUCUGCCUUGGGAAGUAAAAGAAAUGCCGAGAUGACGGACUUGUUCAAGUGCGAACGCAAAUCCGUGUCUUGCUGUGCGCCAAAAUCCGCCAUUCAGCGCCUUCUGCAAGAAGAACAGGCCCAGAAACACAAAACCUCGGCCCCGGUUCUGCCUCCUGGCCUCAUUCCUCAAAAACAGCAUUUACUUCAACAGCAGCAACACCAGCAGGUGUUGUCGGGCCAGCAACUGGGCCCGCAGCAGUUUGUGAUCAACCAACCUGGCCUGCUGGACAAUCAGGAUCACUUAUUGCAGCAGCAGCAGCAGCCAGGACACUUCUUGCCACCGCCAAUUAUCGGCAGUGGGCCAGAUUUCAAUAACGAGCAAGGCAGACGACCUUUAAGGCCUCUGCCGCCAAAUUUGCAGAACCUGCCGCCACAUUAUUGGCAGAAUCGGGUGCCGCCUAAUGCGUUUAUGCUGAGGAAUGAGUCAUUUUUCCCUCCGCCUCAGGCAUUUGGAGGACCUGCUGGGACAGGUGCAGCAGGUGGACUGGGAAACCAGGGCGGCGGUCUGCAGCGGCGUCCCGGGCCGUCCGCCUCAGUGCCGCCACCCGGAGUGCCUCAUCUGCGCCCGCAGCCGCCACUGUCUGCAUUGCCGCCAUCGCUGUUGCCCCCACCCAGUGGUGCCCCACCGCGCCAUCACCUCCAUCAGCAGCACCCCGCAGCACCACCACCACCACUGAUGCCAUCCUCAGGAGGGCUUCCUCAACAACACCAAAGCAACAAUAAUAACAAAAGGGCAUUCCAGCAACAGACCGCCCUUUGUUGCCGUCUUCGUCAUCGCCUGGGAUGA
Molecule: messenger RNA, 2664 nt
Organism: Notodromas monacha
Lineage: Eukaryota; Metazoa; Arthropoda; Ostracoda; Podocopida; Cyprididae
Source: the annotation of a GenBank genome assembly